AGAGGGCUCCCGAAGUUUGGGGACACCGCCGAGCCCGCCGGGGUUCCGGACCCCGGGGGGCAGCCCCAGCUCCGCAGCGCCCGCGGUCUCCACGCGCGACGCCGCCUUUGUCUCGGGCAGCGCAGGUGGGCGCCGCCAGCCGGGUGGCGGAGGCGGAGGGCAGCGGUGGUUCCGCACGUGCGUGUCCCCGCGUGGGCGCUCCCCUAAAGAAAGGACGCAGGGCUCGCACGACCCACUUCGUGAAGCAUUCUUCCGCGAUUCCGAAUUGUUGGAGCCCACACUUCCUGUUGUAACAAAGGCCGAGCUAUGAUAGCCACUGGCGGGGUGAUCACUGGCCUGGCGGCCCUGAAACGACAAGACUCUGCCCGAUCCCAGCACCACGUCAACCUCAGCCCCUCUCCUGCCGCUGCCGAGGAGAAGAAACCUGUCCGGAGGCGGCCCCGGGCCGAUGUCGUGGUGGUUCGUGGCAAGAUCCGGCUUUACUCUCCAUCUGGUUUCUUCCUCAUUUUAGGAGUGCUGAUCUCCAUCAUAGGGAUCGCCAUGGCUGUCCUUGGGUAUUGGCCCCAGAAGGAACAUUUCAUCGAUGCUGAAACAACCCUGUCGACGAACGAAACCCAGGUCAUUCGCAACCAGGGUGGCGUAGUGGUUCGCUUCUUUGAGCAGCAUUUACAUUCUGAUAAGAUGAAAAUGCUCGGCCCUUUCACCAUGGGGAUUGGCAUUUUCAUUUUUAUCUGUGCGAAUGCCAUUCUGCAUGAAAACCGCGACAAGGAGACCAAAAUCAUACACAUGAGGGACAUCUACUCCACGGUCAUUGACAUCCACACGCUGAGAAUCAAGGAGCAGAAGCAUCUAAAUGGUGUCUACGCUGGCUUGAUGGGGGAGCAGGAAGUGAAGCAGAACGGGAGCUCCUGUGCUUCCAGGCUGGCUGCCAACACGGUGGCCUCUUUCUCAGGUUUGCGGGGCAGCUUUCGGAUGGACAGCUCUGUGGAAGAGGACGAGCUCAUGCUGAGCGAAAGUAAGAGUCUGGGCCAUCUCAUGCCCCCUUUGCUGUCUGACAGCUCUGUGUCUGUCUUCGGUCUUUAUCCACCUCCUCCCAAGACGACUGAGGAGAAGAGCAGCGGCUCCAAGAAAUGCGAGACCAAGUCGAUUGUGUCUUCCUCAAUCAGUGCUUUUACGCUGCCCGUGAUCAAACUGAAUAACUGUGUAAUUGAUGAGCCCAGUAUAGACAACAUCACUGAGGAUGCUGAUAACCUCAAGGACAGGUCAAGGAAUUUGUCCAUGGACUCCCUUGUGGUCCCUCUGCCCAACAAGGCUGAAUCCUGCCAGCCCGUCAGCUUGGGGCUCCCAAGGAAUCAUUCCACUGGGGAGUCACUGUCCAGUCAGUACAAGUCCUCUGUGGCCCUUGGACCUGGGGCUGGACAGCUCUUGUCACCUGGAGCUGCCAGAAGACAGUUUGGAUCCAACACAUCCUUGCAUCUGCUCUCCUCUCACUCCAAAUCCCUAGACUUAGACAGAUCCUCCACUCUAACUGUCCAAGCCGAACAGCGGAAACAUCCCAGCUGGCCUCGGCUGGAUCGGAGCAACAGCAAAGGCUACAUGAAACUGGAGAACAAAGAGGACCCGAUGGACAGGCUGCUUGUGCCCCAAACAGCCAUCAAAAAGGACUUUACAAAUAAGGAGAAGCUUCUUAUGAUUUCAAGAUCUCAUAACAACUUGAGUUUUGAACAUGACGAGUUUUUGAGUAACAAUCUGAAGCGAGGGACUUCUGAAACCAGGUUUUAACGUGUAAAAGAUGUCAUUUUCCAAGGGGAUAGAUUUUAAAACUACUUUCACCAGCGCUUCCAUCUUCGGGCAUUGGUUGUAACCAUUCUAAAACGAAUGCUCUCUGGGUUACUAGAACUGGCUGCCUCAUUCUGUAAUGGGGAUGGUUGUAUGUUUAGGCUGUGAUUUUAUUUUUCCAUCUUUGGAAAGCAUGAUCUCUUUUUUCUGAUGUGAAUACAAAAAUGUUUGCAUUGCAAUUAAAACUUUGCUUUACUUUUAGAUUUUCCCAUUGGUUGUCAUAGUCAGAGAAUGAAAGAUUCAUUAGGGGAAACAGGGUACCAAAGUGUGGACUGUAUGUACCAAAUUCAGCCCAGGUACUCAAUAUAUUAUCACUGAGUGUAAAAGCAUCUUAAAAAUGGAGUUUUCUAAGUAAUUGCUUUAAAUUGUUUUACUGUUUAAUUGGUUACAUUACUACUAUAAAGGAGAAAAAUCUAAAUAAUGUGAAUUGGCCAGAUUGGUUUAGUUCUAUGGGAACUCAGUAAUAAGGAUUGGCACGAUGAUAGUGAAUAUUACUAUGAGCUGUAGGUAGAUAGUAUUCUUUCAACAUGAGUUUUGUUUUAGUGUUUUUUUUUAAACCAGGAAACCAUGAAGUCAAGAGCCAUAGUUGAGAAUGCCAGACAUAUUAAUGAAUAAAUAUUUUUAAAAAUCCAUUUACUAUAACUUUAGAUAUUCGGAAUUAUAAUUCUUGCAAAAUGAAUGAGCCAAUGUAGUUUGUAGAAAUGCUAUCUUAAAGUCAUUAUGUGCUGGAAGAAAAUGUUGACUAAUGAGUGAAGACAAAUUUUAUGCUGGUUAGGGUGUUAGGUGUCUCAAUAUUUUAUUCCAGUCAUCUGUUACCAUCCAAAAAUCCACUUAUCCCCACUCUUUAUUCCCCUUCAAUAGGCUUAGAUCCUGUUAUUUGGAAAAUAGUGGGCUGCCCUUGACAUUUCUUCUCACCUUCUCAUUCCACCAGAAAGUGUAGUCCCUGCUAAGCUUCCUGGAAAUUAACCUUGUGCUAGAGAGCCUUAUGCCCACUCCAAAGACUUAUGGUAUAGAACACUUAGAAUUGUAGUUUUCAGUUAUUGGAGAUGCUGAAUACUAAAAUGGAUACAUCCAUUGGAAACUGUCAUGUGUACCAUUAAGUAACAUAUUUUUUGAGAAUUGUUGAGUGAAUUACUCAGGAAAUAUUACGAGUCUUUCCCAAAGCCUAAACAUCUCUGAACACAGCAGUACAGUGAUGGGAGAGCAGAGGAAGAUAUAUUUGUACAUGAAGCUCCCCACAGUUCCACCCCGUGAUACCAACAUGAGCUCCCCUCAGCUGCUUGUGCUAUUUAUUAGAACAUCAACCUGUAUACCGUGAUAGAGUGGGCUCAAUAUUUUAUUAUGAAGCAUUUAAUAAAAAUCUCUUGUUAAUAGAA
Cavia porcellus (domestic guinea pig) is the source of this 3215-nucleotide messenger RNA. It is a transcript of the gene Tmem200a, whose product is annotated as transmembrane protein 200A. The record is from RefSeq and is a predicted model, not a curated record. NCBI's taxonomy places the organism in Eukaryota, Metazoa, Chordata, Mammalia, Rodentia, Caviidae. Bases 307 to 1782 code for a protein of 491 amino acids. The transcript has 2 exons.